GGCGGGUCUGCGACCGCGUGGCGUCUCGCGAGAUCUGCCCGCUCCGCCUACGGUGUUCGGAGCCGGAGGUGGCGGUUCGAAAUGGGCCUGUUUGUAGAAGAUGCAGUGCACUAGAUGUGGUGCUUGGAACAGAAUUAGUCAUGGCAUCAGAACUGUGUAAAACAAUCUCAGAGGCAAAGCUGGAAAAGCACAAGAAUUUGUUCCUAAAUUACAGGAAUCUCCAUCAUUUUCCUUUGGAGUUACUGAAAGAUGAGGGGCUGCAGUACUUGGAGAGACUUUAUAUGAAAAGAAAUUCUCUGACCACAUUGCCAGAAAACCUUGCACAGAAGCUUCCAAACCUCGUGGAAUUGUACCUUCAUUCAAAUAACAUAGUUGUUGUACCUGAAGCCAUUGGCUCCCUCGUUAAACUGCAGUUUCUGGACCUAAGUGAUAAUGCCCUUGAAAUUGUGUGUCCAGAGAUCGGUCGCCUGAGAUCUUUGCGUCAUCUUCGUUUGGCUAACAACCAGCUGAAAUAUUUACCUGCAGAGGUUGGAGAUCUGAGGGAGCUGCAAACACUGGAUAUUUCAACCAAUCGCUUGAUAACCUUACCUGAAAGGCUGCAUAUGUGCCUCUCACUGCAGUACUUGACUGCAGACCGGAACCACCUGUGGUAUGUUCCCCGCCAUCUGUGCCAGCUUCCAAGCCUCAAUGAGCUCUCCAUGGCUGGGAACCGCCUUGCAUUUCUGCCUCUUGAUUUAGGUCGUUCGCGGGAGCUACAAUAUGUUUAUGUGGAUAACAACAUUCAUCUCAAAGGCCUUCCAUCUUUUCUGUAUAAUAAAGUCAUUGGUUGCAGCGGCUGUGGUUCUCCAAUUCAAGUUUCAGAGGUGAAACUGCUCUCUUUUUCAUCGGGACAGUUAACUGUGUUCCUGCCAGCAGAGGUGAAAUCUAUAGGGACAGAAACAGAUCAUGUGCUGCCUUUGCAAGAAUUGGCUAUGAGGACCCUCUAUAACACUUACUACGUGUAUUUAAAAGAUUUGAAUUUUCUUACUCCAAUCUCACUACCAAAAAGCCUCUUGGAAUUGUUGCACUGUCCCUUGGGACACUGUCACCGAUGUAGCCAGCCCAUGUUUACCAUUGUCUACCCAAAGCUCUUUCCCUUAAGGGAAACUCCAAUGGCAGGAUUGCAUCAAGGGAGGACAACUGUUAGUUUUGUGGCAUACUGCUGCUCCACCCAGUGUCUGCAGACUUUUGACCUACUGAGUUGAUAAACAUUUUAAACUACUCAGGAGUGCUGCCAGUUUAAAGCUGCGUUAGACGUCGUAUCCCGUUGGUACUGGAAUACAGUGUGUGUGCCAAAGCAGCAGAAGUGCCCGGUCGGGAACAUUAAGAGGCACUUAAAUCCUGCCCUAUCAAAUUUGGAUGAAGUGCAGAAACUUUUUCGGAAGUGUAAAUACCAAGUUUUUAAGAGCAUUAACUUCUCUCAGCAGAGAUAGCAUACCAGACAAAUUUUUGAGUUCUAAGUCCCUAGAUUUGCAGUGUUUUUCAAACUGCUUUCGGUGGAUCCACUGUGUCUUCUGGGGCAGUUUUCAUGCCUCUAACAGUGUCCAGCCGAUCUAUAAUUUAAAAACUAUAUGCCUGAAUGGUUUUUGUUUAUUGUUCCCAUCUUUUACAUUCUACAGUUGUAUCCAGGUGUGUAAAUCUAAGACUGUACGUGCUUUUGAAGGAACCCUGUGACUUUCACAUAGAACUUGGUUUUAUUUUUUCUCUCUCAUCUCAAUAUUUUACCCCACAGAGUUAUCCAAGUUUUAUACUAAAUCUUUAACAGGCAACCAUGCUAUUUAAAUCCAUGUAUUUAAAGCAGAUCUUUGCUUCUGGUAUUACUGUGAGCCACACUUGCUCCACUGGAGGAGCUAGGGUAUGUCUGGAGACUGAAGGUGCUGUUUGAGUAACAAAGGCCUAUGCUGAUAUCUGCAGCAAGUGGUGUUGCUCUGGUGUUUGGUGACGUUGUCUUUAUUUUCAUCACUUCUAUGCUGUAUUUUUAAUAAAAACAGUUUCCCUUUUGC
Messenger RNA from Lagopus leucura (white-tailed ptarmigan), 2042 nucleotides. RefSeq names its product leucine rich repeat containing 28 (gene LRRC28). Gene Ontology annotation, molecular function: protein binding. The record is from RefSeq and is a predicted model, not a curated record. The transcript has 10 exons. Lineage: Eukaryota; Metazoa; Chordata; Aves; Galliformes; Phasianidae. The coding region runs from base 141 to 1244 and encodes 367 amino acids.